UGACGACACGAGAGGAAAAGAUUGCGAUACCGUGCGUUUAUUCGACGCAAGUGCAAGCCCACGCAUAAAAACCCUACCCUAGCAUUUCAUUUCCCCCUCUCCCGUACGUCGUUUCUAUCCAAAUUCAACACCUUUGCUUCUCUUUUACAUCUCAUCUUUCAGGGCUUUUUUGGUGAUGGCGUCGAAACGUAUUUUGAAGGAGCUGAAGGAUUUGCAGAAGGAUCCUCCAACAUCAUGCAGUGCCGGUCCUGUUGCCGAAGACAUGUUCCAUUGGCAAGCAACAAUCAUGGGACCCUCUGAUAGCCCAUAUUCUGGAGGCGUUUUUCUUGUAUCAAUUCAUUUUCCACCCGACUAUCCUUUCAAGCCUCCUAAGGUGGCGUUUAGGACUAAGGUCUUCCACCCUAACAUCAACAGCAAUGGUAGCAUUUGCUUAGAUAUCCUCAAGGAGCAGUGGAGCCCAGCUUUGACAAUCUCCAAGGUGUUGCUUUCCAUCUGCUCUCUGUUAACAGACCCGAACCCUGAUGACCCAUUGGUGCCAGAAAUUGCUCACAUGUACAAGACUGACAAGUCUAAAUACGAGGCCACUGCUCGUAGCUGGACACAAAAGUAUGCCAUGGGAUGACUACCGAGGCAUGUUUGAUUGAAGGGAAGCCUAAUAAAAUGUUAGUAGUAACUCUGUUUUUAUUCAUCAUGUGUUUGUUAAGAAGCUUGGCAAGGCAUUCAACAUCUGUCUCUCAAUUUGUGUAUAUUUGAUUCGGAAGAAAGGGGGAAAAUGAUUUCUUCUGCUUAAUUGUUUGCUUUUAUGAUGAUGAGGGUCUCCAGCCGUGUUAGUUUCA
Helianthus annuus (common sunflower) is the source of this 836-nucleotide messenger RNA. Its product is annotated as SUMO-conjugating enzyme UBC9. Gene Ontology annotation, biological process: protein polyubiquitination. Gene Ontology annotation, cellular component: nucleus. Gene Ontology annotation, molecular function: ubiquitin conjugating enzyme activity. Lineage: Eukaryota; Viridiplantae; Streptophyta; Magnoliopsida; Asterales; Asteraceae. The transcript has 5 exons. The record is from RefSeq and is a predicted model, not a curated record. Bases 176 to 622 code for a protein of 148 amino acids.